Molecule: messenger RNA, 1036 nt
Organism: Chrysochloris asiatica (Cape golden mole)
Lineage: Eukaryota; Metazoa; Chordata; Mammalia; Afrosoricida; Chrysochloridae
Product: olfactory receptor 5K1-like
Exons: 1
Coding region: 9-1016 (335 amino acids)
Biological process (GO): G protein-coupled receptor signaling pathway; sensory perception of smell
Cellular component (GO): membrane
Molecular function (GO): odorant binding; olfactory receptor activity; G protein-coupled receptor activity
Source: RefSeq, a predicted model, not a curated record
AAAUUAGCAUGUAUUUGUUCAAAAUUUUUUUCUCAACAGAGAAGUCAAGCAUGGCUGAAGAAAAUUAUACCAUGAAAAACGAAUUUAUCCUCACAGGAUUUAUGGAUCAUCCAGAAUUGAAAAGCCUUCUGUUUGCAGUGUUCUUUGCCAUCUAUCUGGUCACCAUAGUGGGAAAUCUUGGCCUUGUGAUACUGAUUUCAAAAGAGCGUCGUCUUCAUACACCAAUGUACAUCUUUCUAGGCAACCUGGCUCUUGUGGACUCUUGCUGUGCCUGUGCCAUUACUCCUAAGAUGUUAGAGAACUUCUUUUCUGAGGACAGAAUGGUUUCCCUCUAUGAAUGCAUGGCACAAUUCUAUUUUCUUUGUACUGUUGAAACUGCCGACUGCUUUCUCCUGGCAGCAAUGGCCUAUGAUCGCUAUGUGGCAAUUUGCAGUCCACUGCAGUACCACACCAUGAUGUCAAAGAAGCUCUGUAUUUACUUGACCACAGGGGCCUUUAUAGCUGGAAACUUGCAUUCCAUGAUUCAUGUAGGACUUUUAUUUAGGUUAGCUUUCUGUGGAUCAAAUCAUAUUAACCACUUUUAUUGUGAUAUUCUUCCUUUAUAUAGACUCUCCUGUGUUGAUCCUUAUGUUAAUGAACUGGUACUGUUUAUCUUUUCAGGAUCAAUUCAAGUCUUCACUAUAGGUAGUGUUUUAGUAUCUUAUCUUUAUAUUCUUUUUACUAUUUUCAAAAUGAAAUCCAAAGAGGGAAGAGUCAAAGCCUUUUCUACCUGUGCAUCCCACUUGUUGUCUGUGUCAUUAUUUUAUGGAUCUCUUUUCUUCAUGUACAUUAGACCGAAUUUGCUUGAAGAAGGAGAUCAGGAUAUACCAGCUGCUAUUUUGUUUACAAUAGUCGUUCCCCUAUUAAAUCCUUUUAUUUAUAGCCUGAGAAAUAAGGAAGUAAUUAGUGUCUUGAGAAAACUUCUGAAGAUAAAUUCUCAAGAAAGUUUGAAACAAAUGACAGCUACAGUGACCUAAUGAUUUAAAUACAGCAAAAU